Molecule: messenger RNA, 494 nt
Organism: Mustela lutreola (European mink)
Lineage: Eukaryota; Metazoa; Chordata; Mammalia; Carnivora; Mustelidae
Product: protein CEBPZOS-like
Exons: 1
Coding region: 22-264 (80 amino acids)
Source: RefSeq, a predicted model, not a curated record
CCUGUGUGCAAGCACCUCAGGAUGGCCCGCUCUAUGGAACGAGUGGCAAAGAAGAUCUUUAAAGGAGUUUUAGUAGCUGAACUCUUGGGCGUUUUUGGAGCAUAUUUUUUAUUUAAUAAGAUGAACACAAGCCAAGAUUUCAGGCAAAUGAUGAGCAAGAAAUUUCCCUUCAUCUUGGAAGUUUAUUACAAAUCCAUUGAACAGUCUGGAAUGUAUGGAGUCAGAGAGCAAGAUCAAGAAAAAUGGUUGAAUAGCAAAAAUUAGGACCAGUCAUCACGUUCAGCCUCCCAUCUAAGCUGUUUGUGACCUUUGUGGGGUUAAAGAAAGAUGAGCACACCACAUUGUGGACUCCUGGCCCCACAGAAGAAAACAGAAACUUCUGGUCUGCCAUGGCUCACAGUCAUUUCCCAUCUAUUAUGCAAAUCCCUGCUUUUGUUUGUUGGUUUCCUUUGGCAUAUAUUGUUAAAGAUUACUGUUUAACAAAUAAAAGACUA